Messenger RNA from Scleropages formosus (Asian bonytongue), 3871 nucleotides. Its product is annotated as chondroitin sulfate synthase 3-like. Gene Ontology annotation, molecular function: glucuronosyl-N-acetylgalactosaminyl-proteoglycan 4-beta-N-acetylgalactosaminyltransferase activity. Lineage: Eukaryota; Metazoa; Chordata; Actinopteri; Osteoglossiformes; Osteoglossidae. The transcript is spliced from 3 exons. Bases 472 to 2955 code for a protein of 827 amino acids. Gene Ontology annotation, cellular component: Golgi cisterna membrane. The record is from RefSeq and is a predicted model, not a curated record.
ACUGAGAAAAGAAAAGAAAAGAAAAGAAAAGAAAAGAAGAGGGGAUAAAGCUGCCGCGGAAAUAUGGACACACUUGUUGUUUUGUUUUUGUUUAUGAUUUCCUUCCCCCGCAACUGCAACAUGGCAGUCGGUUAGGCGUGUAACGGUCCGGGAUCCGGUGUGAGCGCGCGCCCGAAGAGCGGUCGCGGCUGUCCGUGAAUGCGAACGCGAGACGUGUCGCUUCCCCGCGCCGGUGACACAGAGAUGAGCGGUCAUGCGUGAGCGCCGCUCGGGAUAAACAAGGCAAAGAAGAACAACAACAAGCAUAAGAACAACACACACACACACACACACACACACACACACACAGCAGAGACACGCGCACGACACGGGCAGGCGCGCGAGCGGUGGCACGCGGAGGGAGACCGGCGGGGAGGGCUGCUCCGUGUAUUCCGCGCGUUCUAUGAUCAGAGGCGCUGUGUGCUCGGCGCCAUGGCCCUGAGGUCCCGGAGACCCUGGGUGAGCGUGCUGCUGGGGGUCGUCCUGGGCUUCACCGCCGCCUCCUGGCUCAUCGUGCCCACGGUGCUCGAGAUCGGAGCCAAGCGGCGCAAGUCCACGGCGUGCGCCUAUUACGGCCACGCGGGGGGCCUCGGCAGGGGGCACGAGAGCGCGGGGGGCACGGCGGGCGGCGACGCGUGGCGUGCCGACGCGGACGAGGCCGGCGACGACGACCAGGAGGAGCAGGACGACGAGGACGAGGAGAGGACGGCGGGCAACCGCAGCGCCCGCGGCCACGGAGGGCCGCCCCCGCCGCCCUUCCCCCGGCCCAGGAAUUUCCUCUACGUGGGCGUGAUGACCGCCAAGAAGUACCUGGACUCGCGGGCCGUGGCCGCGCACCGCACGUGGACGCGCUCCAUCCCGGGCAAGGUGGAGUUCUUCUCGAGCGAGGGCUCGGGCGCGCUGCCGCUGCCCGCCGCCGUGCCCGUGGUGUCGCUGCCCGGCGUGGACGACGCGUACCCGCCGCAGAAGAAGUCCUUCAUGAUGCUCAAGUACAUGCACGACCACUACCUGCACAAGUACGAGUGGUUCAUGAGGGCGGACGACGACGUGUACAUCCGAGGUGACAAGCUGGAGUCCUUUCUGCGCUCCCUGAACAGCAGCAAGCCGCUGUACCUGGGCCAGACGGGCCUGGGCACCACGGAGGAGCUUGGCAAACUGGCCCUCGAACCUGGGGAGAACUUCUGCAUGGGUGGCCCGGGGAUGAUCUUCAGCAGGGAGGUGCUGCGCCGGAUGGUACCUCACAUCGGGACCUGCCUGCGGGAGAUGUACACCACCCACGAGGACGUGGAGGUGGGCCGCUGCGUGCGCAGGUUCGGCGGGACCCAGUGCGUCUGGUCCUAUGAGAUGCAGCAGCUUUUCUAUGAAAAUUAUGAACACAACAAGAAGGGCUUCAUCCAGGAGCUCCACAGCAGCAAGAUCCACAACGCCAUCACCCUGCACCCCAACAAGCAGCCAGCCUACCAGUACCGGCUGCAUAGCUACAUGUUGAGCCGGCAGAUGUCCGAGCUUCGGUACCGCACCAUUCAGCUGCACCGAGAGGGGGCCACCAUGAGCCGGCUGAGUGGCACAGAGGCUCAACGUGAGGACCAGCAACUCGGAGCCAUGCCCUCCUACAGUCGUUUCCAGCCAGCUGAGCGUGCAGAAGUACUUGAGUGGGACUUCCUGACAGGCAGACACAUCUACUCUACAGGAGAGAAGCAGCUUCCCCGGCAAGGCCUGGGGAGUGCAUUGCGGGCUGCACUUGAUGACACCGUGCUUCAGGUAAUGGAGAUGAUCAACGAGAACUCCAAGGCACGUGGGCGAGUCAUCGACUUCAAGGAGAUCCAGUAUGGCUACCGCCGUGUGGACCCGCUCCACGGGGCAGAGUACAUCCUGGACCUUCUGCUCCUGUACAAGAAGCACAAGGGUCGGAAAGUGACGGUACCAGUCCGGCGGCAUGCCUAUCUGCAGCAGUCCUUCAGCCGCCCUUUCUUCAUGGAGGCUGAGGAGCUGGACGUUGCCGAGCUUGUGGAGGCCAUCAAUACCGAUUCAAAAUCAUUCUCCUUCCUGUCCAGCUCCCUGAAGAUCUUUUCACCCUUCCAGUCUGCAGAGUCCGCCAAAGAGAUGCGCGAGCGCAUCCAGAAGAAAAUCCAUUUCCUCGUCCCACUGACCGGCAGGUUUGACGUCUUUGUUCGCUUCAUGGAGAACUUUGAGAAGAUCUGUCUCAUCCCAAACCAGAAUAUCAAGCUGGCUGUCAUCUUGGUCGAUAAUGACAGCAAUCAGGACAAAGAGAAGCAUGUGGAGCUCAUCAAGGAGUAUCACAACAAAUAUCCAAAGGCUGACCUGUCGGUCAUUCCAAUGACAGGUGAUUUCUCCAGGGGGCUGGCUCUGGAAAUGGGUUCUUUGCAGCUGGAGAACAACACCCUGUUGUUCUUCUGCGAUGUGGACCUUGUCUUCAGUGGUGAUUUUCUGCAACGUUGCCGAGACAACACAGUCCAGGGCAAACAGGCCUACUUUCCUAUUAUCUUCAGCCAGUACGACCCCAAAAUUGUCUACUCGGGAAGUCCACCAGAAGACAACAAUUUUGUCUUCACGAAGAAAAGUGGUUUCUGGAGGGACUAUGGCUAUGGGAUCACUUGCAUAUACAAAAGCGAUUUGCUGAAAGCCGGUGGAUUCGAUACGUCCAUCCAAGGCUGGGGCCUGGAGGACGUGGACCUCUUCACAAAAGUCAUAAACUCUGGACUGAAGGCAUUUCGGAGUCAAGAAACCGGGAUUAUCCACAUCUACCAUCCCGUUCACUGUGACGCUAACUUAGAGCCCAAGCAAUACAAAAUGUGCCUAGGGUCAAAAGCAAGUACUUACGCAUCCACGAUGCAGCUGGCCGAACUGUGGCUGGAGAAACACUUGGGCGUAGGGUACAACAGAACUUCUUCCUGACAUCUCUGCUCUCCUCCUCCUCCUAUGGAGUUUACCUCAAUUUCUGCAUGAGAGCGGCGGGCAGUGGCGCACGUGUGCCAAUCCUAGGGUACGCUUGACUUUUUUCCCGGGUCACCUUUGUGCAAUUUUUUUUCCUUUUUUCGUUAUACGUUCUCUCUUUAAUCUUCCUCGCUUAUUGGUUCUUUUUCGUUUUUCGUCAGCGUCUUCCAAAGGCCUUUCCAUUCACAAGCUUAAGUUGCGGUUGUUUUACCAAACCUGCCGUGCUGUUUUUUUCUUUUUUCUUUGAUUUUUUUUUUAAAUCAGACCUUUUCAGUCGUCUGAAGAUCCGUGAGUAUUCUCAGGAGCACAUCUUUUUACUGUGGCCACUUUCUAUGAAUGUGUGCUGUGCAGCUUUUCCUUAUAGUGGAUGGAAAGAGUUGUGCUCUUUGUGGGUCUUUGCUAGCAUUGCUGAACUCAACAUGACAAUGGCUGACAGCUGAAUCAGUGAAACAUGAAAAUAAUAAUAAUGAUAUAAUAAUAACAAUAAAAUAAUGAGAACAAUAAUAUAAUAUGCUGAAAGUAUCACAAAUGUGCUUUAAAGCUUCCAGAGGUGAAGGGACUGUAAGAUAGUUUUCUAAUUUAUACAAAGGAAUACGUUAACAUAACUUUCUUCAUCUGCAGAAUUUUUUAAAAUGUGGGAAUAAUUUUGAUGAUUGUAUCUUUAUUUUUGGUAGAAAUGUUUCCAUGAUGUAAAAGGUACUGGAUACCGUCCAAUGUCUGCUGUCGCAUUAAUAUUAUUUCUGAUGCAAAAAAGUCCACAAGAUUUCAUUCUGUUUUGUGACCAUGAUUCAGUGGAGAAGGUUUGUUUGUUUGUUUAUUUCAGCGUUGUGACUCCAAGUUGUUGAGUUUGUUGGCGAGAACAACAAAGUUAUAUUAC